Molecule: messenger RNA, 1587 nt
Organism: Macrobrachium nipponense
Lineage: Eukaryota; Metazoa; Arthropoda; Malacostraca; Decapoda; Palaemonidae
Exons: 6
Coding region: 146-886 (246 amino acids)
Source: RefSeq, a predicted model, not a curated record
UCGCAAGACUUCGACUGUCCUCCUGUUGCCAUGGCAACCGGAACAGCUGAUCGCUUGUCAUCAGUAGAUUUGAGAACGUGUUUUGUCCCAGUUUAGUGGAAGUGAUUCCUUCACCUCUUUUAAAUAACAGCCGCUUCCUGAAGCCAUGGCAGAGGUCCCAAGUUUGGAAGAUGUUCCAGAAGUCUUACAGAGACUGCAGGAACGAGCUGAUCAGGAGGUACAAAAUGAAAAGAAAAUAUUGAAAGAGCAGCAAAAUGAUACUGAUAAGAAAGCCGCAGAACAAAAGAAAAUGUCUCAAAAGUCAUCAGCAACUUUUGGGGGAAUGAAAAAAGGAUUUCUCUUUGGUGGCGGACCCUCUAAACCAUCUCGUCCUAAAAAAGAUAACCAGAGAAGAGCAGACAGUACAGUAUCCCCUGAAGAACUGAAACCAAACCGUUCAAUUCCCACCGAGGAUGUGCCGUUUAUUCGAGCUCAACCAUCGGAAUCUAAUUUGGUGCUUAAAGAAGUACAAGAGGCAAUGGUAGAAGCAAAUGUGUCCAAUGAUUUCCAAGAGAAACUUGCUCUGAGGUUAGAAUCUCACAGUGAUGUAAGGGAUGUUCUCUCAGAUCCAGAAUGGCUUCCAAUUUUAAAUGAAUUCCAGCAAGACCCAGAGGGAGCUAUGAAUAAGUACAAAAAUAAUGCAAAAGUAAAGAAGACUUUACUAAAGCUGUGCAACGUAUUGGGUGACACAUUUCUGCAUAUGGAAAAGAGCAAUUUGACAGAGGAAGAAAAACUAUCCAAGAAUCUGUUGGAAAACCCACAGUUAAAGGAAGCGCUCACUGAUCCUUUUGUGAUGAAAAUUUGUGAUUACAUGAAGGAAGGAGCAAAUGACAAAGUACAAAGGUAAAUAAAGUACAAAGGUGUCUCCAGAGAGCUAACUCAGUACAGACAAAACACAUACAGAUGCUGAUGGACUGUGGGUUGUUUUCUUUUUCUAUGUAGUUAAUGAGUUAAUUAGCAAGAAUGCUUUUACAAAAUGUCUGACUAUAAGUAGGAUUUAGUAGAUUUGUAAUACACUUUUAGUGUGUACUUUGACCAGUCAGCUUCUAGGAGCAUUGCAGACCUCUUUUUCAGGCAGUACUAUAUUCAGUUAUAGUAUAUAUGGUAAAGAAAUCAGUUGAUACGAAGUUAUUAUUUUGGAGUUACAUGUUUUCCUCCUAGAAGGUCACUACUUAUUGUCUCGAGAAGAAAGUGUACUUUAUUAGACUGACUAAAAAGGUCAGAAUGGAUGAAACUGGAGAACUAAAAUGCUCAAAUAUUGUAGUUUUAUUUGAGAAACAGUGCCUUGAAUAACCAUGACAGUAUUACAUAAGUUUGUAGUGAAUGAUUGUUAAACUGACUUGUUGAGUAGUAAAGUUUUAGAUUCUUGAGCUCUAAUAUGUUUGAAGAAUAUGGGCAGUUUAGUAAUUGAAAACCUUAGUGGAAGGGACUUCUUUACAGUUCUCUGCUAUAUAGUACGUCGUUUAAGAUUAUGCUGUACUGUACUACCAGAUUCUAAAUUUCUUUUCUUCUAAGAAAAAAUUAAAGAAUAAAUUAGUGGUCUGCAAA